AUGGUAUCCCGAGCUGCACUUGCGCGUUGUUUAGCCAGACCGGCCUUCCAAGCCUCUAGAUUGGGUGCCCGUGUUGCCCCACCGGCAUAUCGACGGCCAUUGCUCAACGUUCAAAGCAGAACACUAACAACUACUUUCCAACCUCAGGUCAAAGUUCUUGCUGUUUUGUAUGAUGGUGGAAGCCAUGCGAAGGAUGUCCCAGCUUUGCUCGGAACAACUGAGAAUGAACUUGGAAUCAGAAAAUGGUUGGAGGAUCAAGGACAUACCUUGAUCACCACUUCUGACAAGGAGGGCGAGAAUUCGACUUUCGACCGUGAACUAGUAGACGCAGAAGUCAUUAUCACUACUCCAUUCCAUCCUGGAUACCUUACUGCUGAGCGUCUUGCGAAGGCAAAGAACUUGAAGCUUGCUAUCACUGCAGGAAUUGGAUCUGAUCAUGUUGAUCUUAAUGCUGCUAAUAAGACAAAUGGCGGUGUCACUGUUGCCGAAGUCACUGGAUCCAACGUCGUCAGCGUUGCCGAACACGUUGUUAUGACUAUCUUGAUUCUCGUCAGGAACUUCGUCCCAGCUCAUGAACAAAUCAGACGCGGCGACUGGGAAGUUGCUGCUGUCGCUAAAGAUGAAUAUGAUCUUGAAAACAAGGUCGUUGGUACCGUCGGUGUCGGCAGAAUCGGAGAGCGUGUGCUCCGCAGAUUGAAGCCAUUUGAUUGCAAGGAAUUGCUUUACUUCGAUUACCAGCCACUCAGCGCACAAGUCGAACAGGAGAUUGGUUGCCGUCGUGUUGAGAGCCUCGAGGAGAUGAUUUCUCAGUGCGAUGUUGUCACUAUCAACUGCCCACUCCACGAAUCGACAUUUGGAUUGUUCAACAAGAAUUUGAUCUCCAAGAUGAAGCCUGGAUCGUGGCUCAUUAACACCGCACGUGGUGCCAUUGUUGUCAAGGAGGAUGUCGCUGAGGCUGUCAAGUCUGGCCAUCUUCGAGGAUAUGGUGGUGACGUUUGGUUCCCUCAACCAGCUCCAAAGGAGCACCCACUUAGAUACGCCCUUAACCCGUUCGGUGGUGGCAAUGCUAUGGUUCCCCAUAUGUCUGGAACAUCGUUGGAUGCUCAGAAGCGAUAUGCUGAUGGCACUAAAGCCAUUCUUGACAGCUACUUGAGCGGCCGACAUGACUACAAGCCCGAGGAUCUCAUUGUCUACAAGGGAGAUUACGCUACCAAGUCUUAUGGUCAGCGUAAGUGA
This is a messenger RNA of Orbilia oligospora ATCC 24927, 1236 nucleotides long. RefSeq lists its product as uncharacterized. NCBI's taxonomy places the organism in Eukaryota, Fungi, Ascomycota, Orbiliomycetes, Orbiliales, Orbiliaceae. The transcript has 9 exons. Gene Ontology annotation, molecular function: formate dehydrogenase (NAD+) activity; NAD binding; oxidoreductase activity, acting on the CH-OH group of donors, NAD or NADP as acceptor. The record is from RefSeq and is a predicted model, not a curated record. Gene Ontology annotation, cellular component: cytosol. Bases 1 to 1236 code for a protein of 411 amino acids.